Aspergillus welwitschiae is the source of this 1492-nucleotide messenger RNA. RefSeq names its product nitronate monooxygenase. The coding region runs from base 123 to 1196 and encodes 357 amino acids. The transcript has 2 exons. The record is from RefSeq and is a predicted model, not a curated record. Gene Ontology annotation, molecular function: nitronate monooxygenase activity. NCBI's taxonomy places the organism in Eukaryota, Fungi, Ascomycota, Eurotiomycetes, Eurotiales, Aspergillaceae.
CAAGCAGCCACCCACCACACCUCCAUCAGGGAACUUGCUAUGCCGAUGACCGUUCAAUACAAAUUAAAGUUUCCGGAAGCCAGCUCAACGUUUCAGUCGCACCUUCAUCCAUCGCCAUAAUCAUGCAUCAUAGGCUUACUUUUCAAACAACCUACCCAUGGACCAAAGCACCAGUGAUAGCACAAGCUCCCAUGUUGAACAUCGCUGGCCCCGAGCUAGCCACAGCUGUGUCCGCAGCUGGAGGAAUAGGGUUUAUUGCUGGUGGAAAUGACGUGUCAAACCUAGAAAGCAAGUUCCAGAAGGCCGAACAGCUCGUGAAAGAGUAUAAGGCAGCGGGAGGCUCUCUCGACCAGAACCGCCUCCAGCUAUAUGAGGGCCCGAACUUACCGGUUGGUGUCGGGUUCCUAAGCUGGGGAGCUGAUAUCAAGGUGGCUUUGCCACUCAUCGUGCGAUACCGUCCAUGUGCUGUGUGGCUGUUUGCGCCAUCUAACAGUGCUGCAGAUCAGGUUCCUUGGGUGGAGGGGAUCCGGGCCCAAACUGGCGGGGGUGUGGCUAUUUGGGUGCAGGUGGGAAGUGUCGAGGAUGCGCUUGAUGCUGUAGCUAAGCUACAUCCUGAUGUGCUUGUCGUGCAGGGCAGUGAUGGCGGGGGUCACGGAUUGCAACAUUCUGCUAGUAUUGUGUCUUUGGUUCCAGAAGUCAUUGACCAGCUGAGUGCGGAAACUUCGGUCAUACCGAACGGUCCGAUAAAACCAAAAAUCGUUGCAGCAGGUGGCCUGGUAGAUGGUCGAGGGGUGGCAGCCGCUCUUACCUUAGGCGCUGAAGGGGUAGUGAUGGGAACUCGUUUCCUAGCCUCGCUCGAAGUCUCCAUACCAAAGGGAUACCAACAAGCCAUUCUCGAUGCUAGUGACGGCGGGGUUCAUACGAUUCGCUCGGCUGUUUAUGACCGGGUACGAGGGUUACUCCGCUGGCCGCCUAAAUAUUCUCCUCGAGGGAUUGUGAACGAAACGCACAGAGACUUUGUGACAGGUAAGGUGACUGAGCAGGAAAAUUACGAUCUGUACCAAGAUGCUCUGAAGAAGGGUAACCCAGGUUAUGGACCUAAUGGGCGACUAGCUACGUUUGCGGGCACUGCGGUUGGCUUGAUAUACUGGCAAGGUUAUAGAGAGUACUAUUACAUACUCACUUCAGAGGGAUAAUAUCAUCUUUGUGCUGUCGAAAAUGAGCAAAACACUACAUGUAAUGCCGAUUAUGUUUUCUGCGACUCUCUUAUGACCAGUCUGGUCUGUCAUUGGCUUCGUUUUGAAGAUACAGAUUGGACCCACCAGUCCACGAUUGAGAUGAAAAUUACUGAUUGCUGUUGCCGCAUGAGGAAGACCUACCCUGAAUAAAGCUAGGUGGGGCUGAGAGCGUGAAUAGGGGUCUACAGGAGUCUGCCACGGUGUAUAUCACCUCUAAUGUACACUUUGUGAAUUUGUAUCCCAGAAAGGGUAGA